Molecule: messenger RNA, 3638 nt
Organism: Pecten maximus
Lineage: Eukaryota; Metazoa; Mollusca; Bivalvia; Pectinida; Pectinidae
Exons: 11
Coding region: 75-1460 (461 amino acids)
Molecular function (GO): protein binding
Source: RefSeq, a predicted model, not a curated record
CACGAGAAGAUCCCAGAAUAAAUGAAAAUCAUAAGGUUGGUUUAGCUACCUCCAAAAACUUGACUGUUACUGCUAUGUUCCUAGCUAAUCCACAGCCAGAUUUCAAUUGGACGUUUCAAAACUUCUCUAGUGCACCUACUGCUGAACGUUUAAAUGGGACAAACAGCUUUUCUAUACGGAGCUCUUUUUUUCGGGCAAACCUGUCAGCGGUGUCGGUAGGGAUACGUACAAACAUGCAGGAACACUGGUACGGAACAUAUAACGUCACUGCCACAAACAGUCAGGGAAGUGGAAGGAUAAGCUUUAUAGUGGAAGCACAAGGAAAGCCUAGUCCUCCAUACGAAGGAACUGUUAUUUGUUCCUACCAGAACCAAGCUAUUCUGAGCUGGAGAUCGGCUUUCAAUGGAGGAUCUACCCAAACAUUUGUGGUCGGAAAAAGAAGCAAAACACAAGGCAUAUUUGUUAUAGACAGACAACUUGAUACCCCCGAUCCAGGACAACACCGAACUGCCAAUAUUUCUAUAUCCGGUCUUGUUGCUGGUACACAGCAUUUCUUCAUCGUUUUUGCUGUGAAUGAAUUUGGAAACACAACCAUAGAAGAUGAAGUCAAUUGCACGACAAAGGCUAUACCUGACCCCGAGGCCUCCCCUUUAGGUCCAAUACUAGGAGCAGUCGGUGGUUCAACAGCAGCAGUCAUUGUCAUGAUUGUUGUAGUUAUCAUUGUCGUAACAAUGAAAAGAAGAUCCAGAAAAAACAAAAGAGAUGAUGAUAUUGAAAUGAUCCCCGAUGAAAAAAGAACUGGUGAUAAUUCAGACGGACUGAAACGUAACAUCUUGUAUGAAUCAUCUGAUGGACUCAAGGCUAACAUUUUGUAUGAGACAUCGGAUCCACAGCCAGGAACCUCAUCAGAGUAUGCUGUUGUUCAAAAGAAAUCGAAAUCAAAGCCUGUAUCACCAGAUGCGGAAUAUGCCAGAGUGGACAAAUCGAAAAAGGAAACCUCGAAACCGACGAAUGAUGUAUACGCAGAAGUAGUCAAACCUGUUGGAAAGGGUGGAAAGGGUGGCAAAGUUGGAAAAGCUAAACGCAAGCAGGGAAAAAUGAAACAAAAAGGUAGCGACACGGAGACGAAAAUCAGGGACAAAACAGAUGGAAAUGGUGAGGACGUGUAUGAAAAGGUUGAAGACAUUGAGGGGGCAUCUGGCAAUAUCUACGCUAAUUGUCAGGAUGAAACCACGCCUGUUUCCACCACAGGAUCUACCCGUAAAAUGAACCAAGAUGGACUGAUCUACUUGGAUAUCGAAUUUAAAGAUGAGAAACAAAACGGAAGCAGAAAUUAUGUCAUCCGUGGCAUUGAAAAUAGAACUGACUAUGCAGAUGUGGACUUCACCAACCAUGCAGAUCCACUCCCCCCUGACAGCGAGGAUUCUCAUCAGCAAGGAGGCUCUGUCAUAUCUAACUAGAUUCUGGUUGCACAAUCGUUUUCAUAAUCAUUUUUACUGCGGCCAUGCUGUUAAACAGUUUCUAACUCAUAGUGUUAUCCAGAAAAGCACACUAUAUAUAUUCAUCACAGUACAAAUGAAACAGAAAAUUCAAAUCUUUACCUUCGGAUCAGGUCAGGGCACGAGUAAUAAUGUUGUCUUCCUUCGGCAGUUGUUUUACUAUGUUAUAUAUCAAAUGAUCAGCAUGAUGUAUUAUAUGCACUAUGUGUUGGUGAUCCGAAGAUAUAGAUUUGAUUUUCCUGUCGUAGUUGUUUUGUGAUGAAUAUUUAUGGCAUGAGUACAAUUCGCAUCCAUGUAUGUAAAUACAUUACGACCCAGGACCCAGUUUCACUAAAGGUCGUAAGUCUACACGUAGACAUAAACGUAGACGUAGACGUAGCUUACGUCUAAAAUGAGUUUCACUAAAAGUCGUAACUGUGCAAAGCGUAAAGUUACGCUUAAAUCUACACGUAAGUCUACGUCUGCUCCUGAGUACACUUAAAAUUAAACGUAAGUGAAACAAAACAAAUUUUCAUCACAGCAGACGAUUUGAACAAUGGAUGUUUCACAACAUAAUUUCUAUAAACCGGAUGACGGAUCAUAUUCACGGAGAACAAAAUAUGUUAUAUUCUAUGUAUUUCCCCUGUAAGGAUAGUUCAGAAAGUAAGCUGUGAUCCACUUCAUUUCCGUUUUCAUUACGGGAUUAAUAAGUUUGUUUUCUGAACAAGUAAUGGACUACGGAAAGUAUUCGGCGAUGCAGUCCCCUAUGCGUUCUCUUUAUGAUUCAAAUAUUUCCUAUGACACAUAUAUACGUCUUCUGGAAAUUGUUAAAAGAAACAAUUGCAACUUUCGUAUUUGAUCUACAUUUGCGUUAUUGAUAUACGGUUUGCGAAUAAAUAUGGUGUUUGCACGAGAUAUGCACGAUAUAAUCCAGGUGCGAUUGUGGAUGUGGAUCUAUAUUUGAAAAUACAUGUAAAUGCAUUUACUGUUACAACACAGCAAAUAAAACAUUAGAUUAAGUGUUCAGGUAAAACUAAGACAAGCAGAUUCAUUUCAUUUCAUCAAUUUUUAUUGUUAUACAGGUAGAUGGAAGUCAAAAGCUCUGCCGAUUACACGUAUUACUAUAUGAGUUACCACAUCUGAUUGGCUGUAAUGCACUACUAUCUACCUGUAGUCUAAUCGGACUAGUGCACUAUGGUGUAAAUGUUAGUAUACCCGCAAAUUAAACUGAACAUUAAAGCACUGAGCAGCUAACAGCAACAGGUUGUUAAAUCAAGUGAAUGCAAUGAAUUGACAUCCGGAACGGAUGUUGUUAUACUUACCUAUAUCAUUAUUACAUGCAAAGUGACUACAAAGAAGACUUAUGUUUUGCUUUAUCAUAUCGAUCCAUGUAUACUUCCUGUUUUAUCUUAAAAUAACUACAAUGAAAAGUUAGUUGUAUUCACGGUCUUUUUUGAGAAAUCAACAAAUAAAAUAAGUAACCAAUAAGAAGCAAAAACUGAUCAUUUCUGCUUUUUUUCAUCGUUGCUAUAGCAUACACUUGAAAUUUAGAUUUUUUUUUUCAUUCGCAGUCACCUUCCGUAUAUAAUUAACCACAUUUGUUUGGCAUUAACUAGAUUCUACAGACUCAUAUUUUGGGGUAAAACUAUUAAAUCAAUAAAAAAGUGAUGAUUUCUGUAAUUUCAAAUAUUUUGUCAUGUGUUAAUUAAAUAUUUUACAUCGUAAUUUGAUUAGCUUAGCAAAUAGCAAUGAAACGAAUAUAUUUUACACACUUAAGUGGUUCAUUAUUGUAUUGGUUUUGAUUUCUUUUUCAUCAAAAUACGGAAAAAGAAAGAAGCAACCGUAUUCCAUUCCCCAAUUCAAACAUUACGGUGUGUCUUCUAGCCAUUUGCAAUUAGUUAUGCUUCUUUUUGUAUUUUCAAUGAUAGUAGGAUGAAAUUUGGUUUUUAAAUGUUUUUUAUUACAUGUACAUACGCUCAAAAAUGCAAAAAAGGACAUUUCUCACAAGAACAGAAACAGAAUUGACCUCUGUUCAAUGGAAUACUGAAUGCCAUGAUAAACGUUUCAAAAUACUGAUGUUUCUUUUUUUUUCAAUUGAUAUUCUAAACCUGUGUUGUCGUAUGCAUUGAAAAUACUAAUAAAAUAGAUAAUUUGAAACGA